Messenger RNA from Cyclopterus lumpus (lumpfish), 3747 nucleotides. It is a transcript of the gene prom2, whose product is annotated as prominin 2. Gene Ontology annotation, molecular function: cholesterol binding. Gene Ontology annotation, cellular component: prominosome; microvillus; cilium. The record is from RefSeq and is a predicted model, not a curated record. The coding region runs from base 342 to 2828 and encodes 828 amino acids. The transcript is spliced from 25 exons. NCBI's taxonomy places the organism in Eukaryota, Metazoa, Chordata, Actinopteri, Perciformes, Cyclopteridae.
GUGUCAUCAUACCCUGGAUCAAGCUGACAAACAAGACUUUAUACAACGUUGUCACAGUUUCUUCUCUCCCUCAAGUGUCACCUCAGCAGAAGCAAGUUAUUGAACCUCCCUUUCUCUCCCUCCCUCACUUCUCAGUGUUCUCCAGGCGAGCACACAGCCAGCUUCAACUUCACAGCAAGAGCAGAGCAUAUCAGGUUUCUACAGGACCUAAAGACUCACACGCCCCUCACUGAAUUACUGGAGAUCAGAUCAGCGCGACUCUCCUUAUCUGUGUGGCCAAGGAAGAGCCAUGAGGUGAUCACUCUGUUUGUCCAGCCAACAAUCUUUCUCCACUUGUAGACAUGGGAUUUUGUGAGAGCGUGAAGGCUCGGAGGGGGCAGGGCAGCGCGGCCACGGUGGUGCUGCUGCUGCGGCUCAGCCUAGCCCAGUCUGUCCCCCCACAUACGGUCUGUCCUGCAGCUGCGGCCCCACAUAGCCUCACCCAGCCCCAGUACCAGCACACAGAAGAGGACGCCAGUGUGGGCUUCAUGGCAGCUCUGGUCCAGUCCUUCCUCCACACAGUCCAGCCUAACCCCUUUCCUAAAGAUAUGAUCCUGAAAAUAGUAAAAAAUUUUGAAAUACAGUUAAAUCAAGAAAUCAUCAAUGAAGCCCUGGUGUAUGAAGUGGGGUUCGUGGUGUGUGCAGCCAUUGGCGUCCUGUACAUCGUUCUGAUGCCUAUAGUUGGUUUAUUGUUGGCGUGCUGUCGCUGCUGUGGCAACUGUGGUGGGAAGAUGUACCAGGAACAGACAUCCUCCACUCAAUGUCGCAGAAGAACUCUCUACUGGACCGGAUUUGUCACCACAGUCAUUCUCCUAGCUGGGAACAUAUGCAUGUUCAAAAGUAACGAAGCCAUCAAAGUGAGUGUGGACCAGAGUCAACUGGAGCUUAACAAAAGUAUAAACAACAUCCAAUCCUUCCUCACUGUUGUGCCUCAGCAAUUUGACUAUGUGGUGAAUGAGAGCUACAGAACCAUACAGCAGGUUUCCAGCCAUCUGGAUGACAUUGGACCUCAGUUGGGAACAGAGAUCAAGGCGCGAAUCAGAGGAACCGCGGACCGAGCACUGCACUCGGUUAAACUGCUGAACCAAGAUACUGAAAACACCAAUCUUCAACUGGAGGGUCUGAACUCAUCUUUGGCCCAGCUGCAGUCCAGCAUGGACCACCUCCAGGCCAACUUCACUGCGGUUAAAAAUCGAAUCAAUAGCACUUUAUCCAACCAAAACUGCAGUGGCUGUAACACUAAGAUACAGACCCUAACACUGGACACCUCCAUAACUAUUCCCAGCUUGAACGAGUUCCAGUCUGCAAUGGAUGGAAUCAACAGAGCUGAUCUCAAAUCCAAAAUCAUUGAGGUGGAGGGCUAUUUCAACAGCAUCCCCCAGAGCGUGACCAAUGCCACUAAGGAUGUAGUUCAAAGCAGCAAGCGGCUGUUAGGUAACAUAAAAACACAGAUCUCUCAGGUUACCAACGACAUCCCUUUAUCUGCUCUGACCAAUGUGUCAGAGAAGCUGAACCUGCUGCAGAGAGAAAUCAGCAAAGUCGCACCAGAUGUCGAGAGAGUCGAGCAUAUUAGAUGGGGAGUGUGUGUGGCCCUGUGCUGCGUGGUCCUUCUGGUGGUGGUGUGUAACUUCCUGGGUCUGGUCUUGGGCCCUCUGGGUCUGACACCCAAAGCAAACCCCACAAACCGCUCCUGCACAGCAGAUUGUGGAGGCACCUUCCUCAUGAUCGGUGCAGGUCUCAGCUUCCUCUUCUCAUGGCUGUUCAUGAUAGCUGUGCUGCUGCUGUUCCAGGUGGGCGGGAACGUUUACACUCUGCUCUGUCGGCCCUGGAGUGACGGACAACUGUUAAAGCUCAUUGAUACCCCAGGUGCAUUUCCAGGGUUGGAUAUAGGUGCAACUUUGGGAUUGAAAACCAACAUCAAUAUCUCUGAUAUCUAUAGAGACUGUGAGCAAAACCAGCCUGUGUGGACAACGCUCCACCUGUAUGAGCUCAUAAACCUUGAAGACCUGCUCAAUGUAACUAAAUACACAGAGCAGAUGCAGCAGCAGUUUGAGGAUGCAAACAUCACUCUGUCCGGCAUCACUAUCCUGACUCCUGAAGAUAAAAACCUGCUCAGACAAUUCUCCAGCAAUGCUACAAAUAUUGACUCCACUGCUGUCACGCAGCAGAUGAACAACAUUUCCAGCAUCAAUCUGAAUAAAACAGCAGAUAUACUUGAUCUGCUCGCUACCUUUCAACCCAACAAUGAUAUUCGAGAAGAGCUCCAAAAUGAGGCCAAGGCCCUGAGGCAAAUCCAGACCGAUAUAGAAACAAUCAUCAUCUCACAACUUGACAACCUGAACUCAACCAUCGGGAGACUUGUAUCCACAGCAGAAAAAAUGAAUGGAACAGUGGAGGAGGUGCUGAGCAACGUGGGAGCAGUACAAGACUUCCUCAAAACAAAUAUGACACAGAUUGUCAAGACCGAGAGCAGAAUGUUUGUGAACUGUCAGCUGGGUUACUUCAUUAAUUAUGCUAACUGGGCAAAUGUUACGAUCACACAGCAGGUGGGCCGCUGUAGGCCGGUGGCGGGAGCUGUGGACUCGGCUGAGAUCAUCCUCUGCUCUUACAUCGUGGAGACUCUGAAUGCAUUCUGGUUCAGUCUGGGCUGGUGCAUGAUCUUCUUCAUCCCCAGCAUAAUCUUUUCUAUCAAACUAGCAAAGUACUACAGGAGAAUGAAGUUUUCUGACGUCUACGAUAACAAGUUAAUUAUGCACCACAUCCCACGGGCCCAGAUGAAAAUCCCCUGAGAGGACGGCAUAUGUUGGUUACAGCUUUAAAUGACUGAGACACAUGGUGCACAUUGUCACUCUGGUUAAGUCUGAAAAAAAGAAAGAAAAGUCUCAUAAAAAGAAGAAAUGGUGAGGUUACUUAUUUCAAUUUUCACCAGAUGCAAAGCAACUGUAUUAGUGGAACCUCACAGUGUCACACCUCAGGACACAAGGGAAUCGGCAGGGAAUUUUUCACAAUUUAAAAUAAACCUCUCAAAGUGACUUAUUAUGUGACAUAAAUGUUUUGUACGUAUUUUUCUAUAUGAACUGAGCUACUGCUGGAUGGGUUGUAUAUUUCAAACUGGAAAGUACAUUUCUGUGAGUUAAUCACCUUUAAAUGCAGUGAUGUUUGUGUGCAGUGUUGAAUGCAGCAGAGCGUUACCGUGCCAACAGGCUUUUUAUAAUGUUCCAGCCUUUUGCUGCUAUGGUCUGGCCACCUCAUUCCAGCAUUGUGCAACAGUGUAGCUGCACAAACAAUACUUGUUAGUUAAAUUAAGUCAUUGUUGGAUUUGUACAACUAUAGAAUAUCAUAAUAUUUCCAGUGCAAAAACAGUUUUAAAAUCAAAUUCUUAAUCACAUUUGCACUAAUAUUGGAAAUGUAAGCACACAUUUUUGUAUGAAUGACGGAAACUGAAUGGAAAUGAUUGGAAUAACCGAUACAUACGGCCGCAAAGUUCAUCGUGAGUUUCUUUGCUUAAGAUUACGUUUGUACAUUUAGAUUUUCAACUGACGUGAUUCAUGAUUCCAUAAUGAUUAUUUUUGCACUUUGUACUGCUUUGUCCUCAGUAAUAGAUUGUGUUUUACAUUUCUGUUACACAGCACUUUAUAAAUCGUUAAUUUGGUCAAAGGGAUUGAGAUGUUGUGAACUAUUGUAAAUAAAUGGCCACUGAUCCACAAA